Messenger RNA from Aspergillus caelatus, 1152 nucleotides. RefSeq names its product RNA polymerase II transcription factor SIII subunit A-domain-containing protein. Gene Ontology annotation, biological process: transcription elongation by RNA polymerase II. Bases 1 to 1152 code for a protein of 383 amino acids. NCBI's taxonomy places the organism in Eukaryota, Fungi, Ascomycota, Eurotiomycetes, Eurotiales, Aspergillaceae. The transcript is spliced from 3 exons. The record is from RefSeq and is a predicted model, not a curated record. Gene Ontology annotation, cellular component: elongin complex; nucleus.
AUGCCGCCGCCUUCGCUCCUUCAGCUAUGUACAGCGACUGCUGUUAAGAACGUGAAAUAUUUAAAUGAUAUUGGAAAUGUUCCGUAUAUCCUUGCGCGCCCUUUUCUCUUGAAGAUCGAAAGUCCUGAGAAACUCAGAACUCUAGAACUGCAAUCCCCCCAUAUUAUAGACGAAGAUCAAGAGCUCUGGCUCGAGUUUAUAAAGCGAGAUAUACCUAGAUGGGACGAGUAUGAUAUACCGGAACAAUCCGAUUGUUGGUAUGACGUAUAUUGCGAGCUUCGAGAACGUGUGCAGAGGGAAGUGGAUGAAGAUGCCGAGAAACUGAAGCUGGCCCUGGACGGGAUCAGUUCAGAGCGUGCCAAAAACAGUGUUAACUUUGUCCCUGACCGACGCGAUAUUCGCUUACCCCGAGAAAGACCGACGGCGAAGCAACGGUAUGCUUCUUAUGACCGAAAAAUGGGGGGGAUCAAACCUAUGUUUACAUCUACGAAGAAUACUUUCGGCUCGUCAGACACACUAGGAUCAGCCCUCUGGUCCUUGGAGCGACCGCCGCCUCCACCCAAGAAGAAAAGCAGUAUAUUCACUGCUCCGAAACGGAACAAUGCCCUGGCCGUGCCCACAAAACACUUGAAUAAUAGAGCCACACAAGUCAGACAAGCCCCUCGUUCCUUGAUUGAGGAGCACAGACGGCCGCCAGAACCCGUCAUUUCUCGGCGGACUAACCCUCCUGCAUUGAGAGCACCCGGGCGGUCUAACCUUCAGAGUAUACCCGAACGGAGAAGUCAGAGUCCUAUGGUAUCUACGUCCUUGCGGGAUAGGGAAGCAAGGCUACGAGCUAUUGCCUCUGGGCAACGAACGGGUUCUAAUACCCCCAGUUCCCCUGCCUCUUCGCAAUUGCCUCCUGCUGCGAGCUCAAGGUCAAGGAAUACCCAGACACCCACCUCAAAUAGUCGCAAUGAGCUUUCAUCUGUAGAAUUUAGCUCACUGCCACGCUCGCACACAACUGAAAGACACCGAUCUGCUGAAAUGGAGCUCAGUACUGCUUCCGAUGGGCCCAGAGGUUCCCCAGCACAAGCUCCUCGGCCUGCAAUGAUUCGAAAACGGCCUCCUCCAAAUGUCUUCAUGCAACCCAAAAAGAGAAAAGUCAACUAA